Pongo pygmaeus (Bornean orangutan) is the source of this 2942-nucleotide messenger RNA. It is a transcript of the gene CTSO, whose product is annotated as cathepsin O. The coding region runs from base 71 to 1027 and encodes 318 amino acids. Gene Ontology annotation, molecular function: cysteine-type peptidase activity. NCBI's taxonomy places the organism in Eukaryota, Metazoa, Chordata, Mammalia, Primates, Hominidae. Gene Ontology annotation, biological process: proteolysis. The record is from RefSeq and is a predicted model, not a curated record. The transcript has 8 exons.
AGGAUGGGAGGAGCCGAGGAACCGAAAGAGAAAACAGGCCGCGCGGGCGGCGGAGGAGCCGGGCGCCGCAAUGGACCUGCGGGCGCUGCCGUGGCUGCUGUGGCUGCUGUGCCGGGGCGGCGGCGAUGCGGCCUCCCGCGCCCCCUUCACCCCGACCUGGCCGCGGAGCCGCGAGCGUGAGGCCGCCGCCUUCCGGGAAAGUCUUAAUAGACAUCGAUACUUGAAUUCUUUAUUUCCCAGUGAAAACUCCACUGCCUUCUAUGGAAUAAAUCAGUUUUCCUAUUUGUUUCCUGAAGAGUUUAAAGCCAUUUAUUUAAGAAGCAAACCUUCCAAGUUUCCCAGAUACUCAGCAGAAGUACGUAUGUCCAUCCCCAAUGUGUCUUUGCCAUUAAGAUUUGACUGGAGGGACAAGCAUGUUGUGACACAAGUGAGAAACCAGCAGAUGUGUGGAGGAUGCUGGGCCUUCAGCGUGGUGGGGGCAGUGGAAUCUGCAUAUGCAAUAAAAGGGAAGCCCCUGGAAGACCUAAGUGUCCAGCAGGUCAUUGACUGUUCGUAUAAUAAUUAUGGCUGCAAUGGAGGCUCUACUCUCAAUGCUUUGAACUGGUUAAACAAGAUGCAAGUAAAACUGGUGAAAGAUUCAGAAUAUCCUUUUAAAGCACAAAAUGGUCUGUGCCAUUACUUUUCUGGUUCACAUUCUGGAUUUUCAAUCAAAGGUUAUUCUGCAUAUGACUUCAGUAACCAAGAAGAUGAAAUGGCAAAAGCACUUCUUACCUUUGGCCCUUUGGUAGUCAUAGUAGAUGCAGUGAGCUGGCAAGAUUAUCUGGGAGGCAUUAUACAGCAUCACUGCUCUAGUGGAGAAGCAAAUCAUGCAGUUCUCAUAACUGGGUUUGAUAAAACAGGAAGCACUCCAUAUUGGAUUGUGCGGAAUUCCUGGGGAAGUUCAUGGGGAGUAGAUGGUUAUGCCCAUGUCAAAAUGGGAAGUAAUGUUUGUGGUAUUGCAGAUUCCGUUUCUUCUAUAUUUGUGUGACAUGUUGGGCAGAUCAAGAGACAGCUACAAAAAUGAAGGUUUUCAUAAUGCAAUGUAACAUAGUACUUCAAAGUAUUAUUCAACUUCAAGUUUCAGCAACUACCUACAAAAGAUUCUAAGGCCUAGUAGUAUUUAAACUAAGUUUCAGAAUGUUGCCUUCUUGUAGAGAGAUGGACAACCAAAGUCAGUGGGACAAACUCCAGCACAGAAGCCUGUGAGGAAGCCUGUGGAAUAGUUUCCUGCCCUGAGAGGAAAUUCAGAUUAGGAGAUAUUUUAGGCCCCUGCAACUGGGGAAGGCUACUGUUUGUUUUUCUUUGCUUAUUAUUUAUUUGUUUGUUUGUUAUGAGAUAUUUCAGGUGGGAUCAAAGAGAUCAAAGGAAUUUAUUUUCUUCUGUGGAGUGUAAUUACUAGCUUUAGAUUACCCCUAUACACAAGAAUGGCCAACCUAAAAUUAUGUGUGCCUUGUACAGUUAGUUAUAUUAGCAGCCCCCUGAGAUGGUAUAUCAGAAGGAUGUGAAACACCAAUUGCUUUACCUGAACAAAUGGUGCUUACUGUUUGAACAGCAGAGUGACCACAUAGAAGGAAGGAAAAGGGCAAAACCCCUUCAGUUAAACUGAAAUUAAAUGAACAAUAAGGCAACUAGGUAAGUAACUUCUAGUAGCAUUGCCUGAGAAACAAAUUAUUGUUUGAUAAUUUUCAUUGUGAGUAGGAAUCCAUAGAUCAUAUUGCUUACUUUGUUCUUUUUAUACUACAGAAUAAUAUUUUGUUCUCUAGUGUAUCAAAAUACCAAAAUAUUAUCUCAUAUUUUCUCCCUCUCUUUCUCUUACUCUUUACCAAGUUUUCCUGGUGGCUUGGCUUCCCUGACUAAAGAAUUAAGUCUCAUUUUUACUUUCCAUUUCUAUUUUCUUACCACUUAGUUGGCUCCCUUUGUCUCUGUACCUUUACCAACAUUAGCAUCUCACCUCUUUCUUCCUCCCCUAAUUCAUAAGCACCACUCCUGUAAAAGUCCCAUCUCUUAACCCUGGGUAUCAAUCAAACUGUGAGUUUUCCAGACUCUGUUUCCCAGUUUUCCCCUUAGCUUUCCUGGUCUCCCGUCUGAACUGCUUCUUUGUGCACCUCUUUUUCCUUCCCUUGGCUCCCAGUCUUGAUUCCUGUGAUCACUCUUGCAUCACUAAUUGCACAAGUGAUUUCAGGUGCAAUUCUGAUGAGCCUGCGUCCACCCAGUGAUCAAUGAUCCUGUGUGCCUAGAAAGGACACUGUGUGCUGCUCAUGACCUGCAACAGGAAAAAAGCCAUUUUCUUGUUAGCAGUGUAAGAACCUUAGAGCAAACGAGUUUACCUUCUGAUCGAAUAUAAGCACAACCUUAUUAAAUGAGUCAAUACAAGAAAAUUAUUUCUGAUACUAUGUAUGUACAUAUUUCUUCUGUAAAAUGUAUCAUUCUUUUCUAAUGUAUAUACUCUAACAAAAAUGAAACCUGAAAUGCAGUAGCAACCACUAAAAGAAAAAUUCAAGGGCAUCUAACUUUUUCUCUCACUUUUGCCCUUUGUUUAUCCUUCCCUGUGAUUAGAUAAAAAAAAUAAAAAACAAAAUGCUGUAUUUCUCUUCUUAGGCCAAUCAGAACCAAUCCCAGAAGAAUGUGUGUUGACUGAGGUUUAGAGUUAUUUCAGGAAGACAGAUAUUGACCUUUUAAUUGAUAAAUAUUCUUAUUAUCCAGGAAUGCCAGAAAAGAACUAUGUCCUGCUUGUCUAGUUUGUAUUCGCUACUGACUUUCUAUGUGAUAUAAAUGCAUUUGUAAUACUCUUUUUCAAGUGCUAAAGGAUUUCUAAAAUUUCAAACUGAUUAAUAUGUUUCUGCUGUUCUGGAUUUUGAUGACAUUUACAAUAAAACAACCUACGUUUGACUUUGGUUUAAAAA